CAAAAAUGAGCGCCGCGACAGACGACUUCGACCAACCUGGAGACAAGGUGACGAGCCCAUGUUCGCUGGCGCAUGUGGUCUUGAGAACCGCCAACUUCCAGGCAAUGGUGGACUUCUACACGACUUUUCUAGGUGGCUAUGUGACUCAUGGAAACCCGUUCAUAUCCUUCAUCACUUACGAUGAUGAGCACCACCGGAUUGCAAUCGUCCAAAUUCCGGGCACUUCCCCAAAACAGAGACAAAGCAGCGGAUUAGAACACAUUGCAUUCGGCUUUCCUACCAUGCGCGACCUCCUCGUAGCAUAUCGACAACGCAAGAAGCAUGGUAUCGAUCCUAUCUGGGGCGUCAAUCACGGGCCGACGACCAGCAUCUACUAUCGAGACCCAGAUGGCAACAUGCUAGAGACCCAAGUCGACAACUUCGACACUAUCGAGGCUACCAACAAAUUCAUGAGCGGGCCGGAAUUUGCGGAGAACCCGAUCGGCACAGACAUUGAUAUUGAGGAGAUGAUACGGCGACUUCAGAGUGGUGAGGACGAUGCAUCCCUUAAGAAAAGAAUAGAGAUUGGGCCUCGAGAAGUGCCAGACCUUGAUGCCAUGUAG
Molecule: messenger RNA, 602 nt
Organism: Cercospora beticola
Lineage: Eukaryota; Fungi; Ascomycota; Dothideomycetes; Mycosphaerellales; Mycosphaerellaceae
Source: RefSeq, a predicted model, not a curated record